AUGCAUGCUGUAAGCAGGCGUUGCACCCAAUGCCUUGCUGCUUCCAGGGCAGUCAAAAGCACUGGUCCGAAAGCAACGUAUUGUUCUAAGAGAUGGGAAAGUUCGCAGCCUGCGCAAUCUUUCCGCACCACUAUUUUCUCCGGAAUUCAACCCACAGGUGUACCGCAUCUUGGAAAUUACCUGGGCGCUUUACGUGAAUGGGUCAAACUUCAAGACACCGCCGCCGAAGAUGUCAAGCUAAUCUUUUCUAUCGUCGAUUUACAUGCCUUGACAGUGCCUCAGGAACGUCGUCAGUUGAGGACAUGGAGGAAGGAGGCCUUUGCGACAUUGAUAGCUGUUGGUCUAGAUCCAAAUCGCUCGACAUUGUUCUACCAGUCUUCUGUUCACCAACAUGCUGAAUUGUUCUGGCUUCUCAGUACCGUAGCUUCCAUGGGCUACUUGUCUCGUAUGACUCAAUGGAAGAGUAAACUUCAGCUGCCCGAAGACGCGAAUCUGGACAAUGCAGAUGUACGGUCGAAACUACGGUUGGGCCUUUUCUCGUAUCCAGUUCUUCAAGCUGCCGAUAUCUUGGUCCAUAGGGCUACCCAUGUCCCAGUUGGGGAAGACCAGAGGCAACAUCUAGAGUUCUCGAGAUACACUGCAAAUAGCUUCAACCAUCUAUACGGAUCAAUAUUCCCGUCCCCUGAAGCACUCAUAUCACCUGCAAAGCGCGUGAUGUCUCUAAAAGAACCAACACUCAAAAUGUCCAAGUCUCAUGUCGAUGGACGUUCAAGGAUUAUUCUCACCGACAGCCCUGGCGAGAUUCGUCGAAAGGUCAAAGUCGCGCUCACAGAUUCGGAGGCAGGAAUAAGUUAUGAUCCCGUACGGCGGCCAGGAGUGUCCAACCUUAUAGAGAUCAUAAGCCACUUGGACGGGAAAUCGUGCCACGAAGUCGCCCAGUCCUACGAGUCAGCUAGCCUAAGGGCUCUUAAAAGUGAGGUGGCGGAUCGGAUUAGCGACGUUCUAGCUCCCAUCAGGGAAAAGUACCACUCACUAAUGGCGGACAGCGCCCAGUUAGAUGCUAUCGCUGAACAAGGUGCACAUAAUGCGCGCGCAAAUGCUGAAAUCACCAUGAACAUGGUUAGAACAGCUAUGGGCUUGUGA
Messenger RNA from Aspergillus calidoustus, 1143 nucleotides. NCBI's taxonomy places the organism in Eukaryota, Fungi, Ascomycota, Eurotiomycetes, Eurotiales, Aspergillaceae. The record is from the annotation of a GenBank genome assembly.